Molecule: messenger RNA, 2384 nt
Organism: Parasteatoda tepidariorum (common house spider)
Lineage: Eukaryota; Metazoa; Arthropoda; Arachnida; Araneae; Theridiidae
Source: RefSeq, a predicted model, not a curated record
AUUCCCGUUAUUGCUGAUCUUCCUGUAGGGGAUAAUCUUCAAAAUCACGUUGGAGCCGUUGGACUUUCGUUUGAAGUUCCUGAAGCACGUGAUUUAUACAACAGAACAUUUUCUUAUCCAAAUGAAACAGCGGAGAGUUUUCUUAAAUUUGGCAAAGGUCCCUUAACGAGUUUAUACGGUCUCGAGGGAAUGGCGUGGUUCAAUUCAAAAUAUAACAAUGCGAGUGUUGAUUGGCCUGAUUUGAAUGCACCUCUAUUAGGUUUCACUGAUGCCAGUAACCCAGAAGAAGCAGUACAAGAUGCAAUAUAUAACCAAGUUUUCAAACCAUAUGAAGGAAAAAAUACAUUCGGUUUUCUUCCCUGCUACCUUAGACCUAAAAGUAGAGGAACGGUUAGGUUGGCUUCCAAGAAUCCCAGAGAUGCGCCACUCAUCGAUCCAAACUUUUUCGACCACCCAGAGGAUCUCGAAAGAGUAAUAGAAGCUAUGCAGUUUAGCGUAGAUAUAGUUACAAAGACCAAUGCUUUCAGAAGGUUAGGAGCGAAAAUGUUCACAACAAAAUUUCCAGGAUGCGAACAGUAUGAAGCUAACAGUACUUACUAUUCGACAGAAUAUUUGAGAUGUUUUUCUGUGAAAUAUACUUAUGGACACUACCAUCCUGUAGGCACAUGCAAAAUGGGUCACAUUCUAGAUCGAACAGCAGUUUUGGAUCCACAAUUAAGGGUGAAAGGAAUCAAAAAUCUCCGAGUGGUUGAUGGAUCUAUCAUGCCUGUUAUUGUGGGUGGAAAUACUAACGCUCCAAUCAUAAUGAUUGGUGAAAAGGCAUCUGAUAUGAUUAAACAAGACAAUCCGGAUAGAUUCACUUGUUAAUUAAAGCAAUCCAUAGGAGAAAAUUUUUGAUUUUCAAAUAUUUAUGUAUAUUUAAAAAAUUAGUAUUUAAAUAAUAGUUAUACAAAUUUUCGUAAUCAAUAAAAUAAAAAUAUUUUCGUUCAGUUUUUGCAUUUUUCUUGUUUAAUUCAGCGCAUAAAUUUUUUAAGAACAAUAUUUUGUCAUUAGAACGACUGAGUUCUUUUACCUACUUAUAACCUUAGUUAUGGUCCGAAAAAGUAAUGAAAUUUUAAAAAAUCAGAAUGGAAAAAAAUUUAAAAAACUGUUAAAUUUUUUUUCGGCGAAUCAAAUGCAUGCAUUAAAAGAUUUUUUUAACCGAUAUACCAGUUUGCUAAACUGAAAGUAAAAAACUGUAUAAACUUCACCAACCUGCUGACCACUUCGUUUUUUUCCAUAAAUUUAGUUCAGCGACAAAAUUUAAUAGCGUUGAAUAUCAGUGUCCAAGGACAAAAAUGAUCAUUUUUAGGAUAUCCUUUAUCGAAAGUAAGAUUUAAGUUUUCCUAUUAAUUUCAGCACAAUUUUUUUUCAAAUUUUGAAUAGAGUAAAUUAGUGUUUUUAGUGUUAAAAAAGCUUAUUUUAUUAAACUUACAGAAAGUAAUUCUAAAGCUGCUUCAAUAUAACGUAACUAAAAUUGUGUUGUAUUUUUUUCACAAUUUAGGAAGUGCUUCUUUAUUAAGUAAAAAAGUAUGCAAUUAUUAAUAUAAUAAUGCUCAUAUAUUACUACAUUUGUCUAAAAAUGAAAGUAAUAUUUUAGAAUUAAUCAAUAUCUCAAAUAUUUAUGAAUAAAUUACAAACCACGAAUAGAUUCUUAUUUUAUACCUUUUCCGACCUAGCAGAUACAGAUGGAUGUUUAAUUAAAAAAAUAAAAUAUCUUUAAUCGCAGUAUGUGAAAAACUAUAAAUCGUAAUUAAAAUGAUUCAAUUUGGCUUUAAAAUCUCUUUAGCUAAUAUCAAAUUCAAAGGUAAAGUGCAAUAAAGUUUAAUUUUCUCGACGAUACUAUUAAACUUAGCAACAUAUUAAAAUGGGAUCAAAUGGUGUGAAGUUGCUCUACAUUCUACUACGUCUUAAAAUAUAUAAUGGUGAAUGCUUACGUUUUUUGAAUGAAUACGCACUUAUUCUACUAUGUCCUAAAAUUUCCAACAGUGAAUGCUUAGGCUUUUGUGUGAAUACGCUCUUGUUUAAUUACGCCCUAUAAUUUCAAAUUGUGAAGGCAUACUCUUAUACGUUAAUACGCUCUAGUUCAGGGAUGGCGAACCAUUGGCAUGCGUGCCAUUUAUGGCACGAGAUACAAUAUUUUGGGCACGCCACCGAUCACAAUUGUUAUUACAAUAAGAACAAUAGAUAACUAGCAAAAAAAAUUAACAGUCCUGCUUAAACUAACAUCUUACAACCUAAUAUAAGUUAUUUGUCAUCUAAUCUAUCUAAAUAUAGAAAUCACACUGAAGUUACUUUAAGUUGUUAUGUCUUUUUUAUUGUAAAUAAAGAGUUUUGAGUUGAUA